Molecule: messenger RNA, 1455 nt
Organism: Drosophila ficusphila
Lineage: Eukaryota; Metazoa; Arthropoda; Insecta; Diptera; Drosophilidae
Product: gustatory and pheromone receptor 39a-like
Exons: 1
Coding region: 361-1239 (292 amino acids)
Biological process (GO): sensory perception of taste
Cellular component (GO): membrane
Source: RefSeq, a predicted model, not a curated record
AAUGUUUUUGGAUGUGAAAUGCAAAUAAUAAUCACAACUAACGAAAUUUAUUUUUCGCUGAUUCUAUAGACAAGUUAAAAUUUUGGGACGUGACAAUCGAAGUUUACUUAGAGUGCAUUUCAAAAAAGUUUUUACCACUUAAUGGGAAUAUAAAUAAUUCAAUUUAUUCUGCCUAAGUACGAGCCCUUAUAAAAGAAAAUAUCUAGAAGCAAUCAUCAUCAACGCUUAAUGCUAUGAGUGUUCCCAUUGCACCCUACUCGGCAAUUAGUUUAAUUGAAAUAUUGACAGUCGUUAGAUUGCUGAUUUGUCAGUCAGUCGGGCGUUGGAAGUUGACUAUUAUAAACAGCACAUGUACGCAGGAUGAAUCCGAAGCUCCUGUCCAUCCUCCGAUACCAACGCUACCUGGGGCUCACGGACCUGGACUUCUUCGAUUCGCUGAUGCUUUACAGGCUCCACAGCACCUGGCUUUCAAUAGCGACUCAGCUUCUGGUCGUUGGGCUUUUCUUGUCAGCUUUAGUUGCCACCCUGGCCGAGUCUCUCUACUACAUGGACACCCAGUCCCAGACCGGCAACACCUUCGACAACGCAGUGAUGCUGGCCACCGCGGCCAGUCAACUGCUGGCCAACCUAUGGUUCCGCUCGCAGCAGGAGGCGCAGGUGGCCCUACUCCAGCGGCUUUCCCAGCUGGCGCGGCGCUUCCAGUUCCAGUUUAUGCCUCAAACCCGGUGUCUGGAUCGCGUCUGGAUGGCCGUGUGCCUCUUCUACGGGGCCAUGGUGGCCGGCUUUAGUCCCCAUUGGUUGACUGGCAUGCAGCUUAGCCACGCAAUCACUCUGCUGGGGUUCGCAGCUCGUUGCAUUAUCGCCAACUUCCAGAUCACUUGCUACUGCGGCAUGGUGCUAGUCCUGCAGGGACUGCUGCGUGCCCAGGUGGAGCAGCUGGAGGGUCUGCUGUCCAGCGCCUCCAUCUCAACGGCAGACCUGGCCGGCUGUUUGAGGGCCCACGAUGAGAUUCUCCUGCUGGGCCAAGCGGAACUGGUGGCGGUGUACGGCGGAGUGCUGCUCUUUCUUUCCGUCUACCAGGCCAUGCAGUGCGUGCUAAUAUUAUACAUCAGCAACUUGGAAGGGUUCAAAUCGAUCAACGAAAUGUUUUUCAUACUUGGCUGGAUGGCUCCGAUGGUAUUCUACCUCGUCCUUCCCCUAGUCGUUAAUGACGUACUUAACCAGGUGAGUUUACGUUAACGCUUGACUAACCAUCUUGAAAAAUCAACAUAGCUUUUGGAGUCCUGUGUCCCGACCAACUAGCACUCCUCGCUUUAUAAAGAAUGAACCAAACUAUGAAAACAUGAGAUAAAGUUAGAUCGCAUCGACCCCACAUUGGUUGGGAAUGUUCCACAGACUGUCCCAAGAAAAAUAUUAAGGGUAUAAAUAUUUUUCGUUUGCCUCAGCUUCGUGGAA